Messenger RNA from Gossypium raimondii (Peruvian cotton), 632 nucleotides. RefSeq lists its product as uncharacterized. Lineage: Eukaryota; Viridiplantae; Streptophyta; Magnoliopsida; Malvales; Malvaceae. The coding region runs from base 92 to 304 and encodes 70 amino acids. The record is from RefSeq and is a predicted model, not a curated record. The transcript has a single exon.
AACGCCUCUUCAUUUUUUCCCAUCUGUAUAGGACUCUCAAAGAAAAAAAAAAAAAAAAAACUAGAGAUCCCUUUGCAUCGAUAGCAAAAUCAUGAGUGCGGAUUGGGGACCGGUGUUUGUGGCCGUAGGGUUGUUCAUCCUAUUGUCGCCAGGGCUGUUGUUCCAGCUGCCGUCGAGGACUCGAGUGAUAGAGUUCGGGAACAUGUGCACAAGUGGAAUAGCCAUCCUCAUUCAUGCCAUAAUAUACUUCUGCAUAAUCACCAUCUUGGUCAUUGCAAUUGGUGUUCACAUACACAUCGAAUGAUCUAUUAAACUCUCAAACACAAGGCUAGCUUUUUCUUUUCCUUUGAUGUUCGUUUUACUUUCUUUGCAAUGACUAUUGCCGACGGGAGUUUUCAUUUCUCACAAUAUUAUUUCUGAUGGAAAAUCUCGGCGGUAAUAGCUUUUUACCUACAGAAAUUCCAUAGGAAAUAAUAAUUUCGUCGGGAAUAAUUUUUAUCAGAUUGAUCAUUAUGAUGCUAAGAAAGGAAUAGUUUAGUUUUCUUCAAUAUUUUGUCAUUGUUGUUUACCAGAGAAGGUGUAAUAGUGAAGCUUGGUUUCCAUUUGUAUGAAAUAUAAGUAGGUUUCUACUA